This is a messenger RNA of Salmo salar (Atlantic salmon), 4532 nucleotides long. NCBI's taxonomy places the organism in Eukaryota, Metazoa, Chordata, Actinopteri, Salmoniformes, Salmonidae. The record is from RefSeq and is a predicted model, not a curated record.
AGGGCAUUCAUCGUCACCACCUCUCUCGCCAACUCUUCUGACAGCGCCCGACACAGAAGCAAAAAGAGAGCACACAGGAUAUGAGCAAAAUACCCGGACACUUUCUAUCCCCCCGACGUUGGAUUGAGGUUGAUGCCGAGAUUUAGCAAGGGUCUGUGAUCUAACACCCAAAGCUGUCAGUUUUGGAGGGUUCUGAACGGAUGACAGCCCAGGAGAUGCACCAGAGUGGCAUCUACAGCUACUUCCUCAACAUGUUUGCCUACCAGAUAUGUUGCUGCUGUGGCCCGGCCCCGUGCUCACUGUGCUGCUCCUUCUGCCCCCCGGUGAAGUCAUCGUCCAGCACGAGGAUCAUGUACACACUCUUCCACAUCAUGGCCUGCGCCGUCUCCUGUCUCAUGCUCUCACGCACUGUCUCCGAGGCUGUCCGGGACAAUGUGCCUUUCUUCAACAUGGUGUGUGACCAGGCCCAUGGCGGAGGGCACUGUGAGAUGCUGGUUGGCUACUCAGCGGUCUACAGGGUCUGCUUCGGCACCGCCUGCUUCUACCUGAUGAUGGCGCUGUUCCUCAUCGAUGUCAAGUCCAGCCAGGACUUCAGAGCGCUCAUCCACAAUGGGUUCUGGUUUCUGAAGUUCAUCACCCUGCUUGGGAUGUGUACUGCUGCCUUCUUCAUCCCUACCGAGUCCUUCCUGCAUGCCUGGCACUACGUAGGCGUGGUGGGAGGAUUUGCCUUCAUCCUCAUCCAACUCAGUCUCAUCACAGCAUUCGCCCACACCUGGAACAAGAACUGGUUAACAGGGGCGGCAGAGGACAAGCGCUGGUACCUGGCGGUGAUGUGUGCCACCCUGUUCUUCUACAGCAUCGCCACCAUGGCCUUCACCUUCAUGUAUAAGUACUACACCCACCCCACCGCCUGCCAGUCCAACAAGGUCCUGCUCUGGACCAACCUGACCCUGUGUGGCAUCAUGUCCUUCAUCGCCGUCACGCCCUGUGUACAGCAGAAACAGCCUCGUUCAGGGCUCCUGCAGGCUUCCAUCAUCAGCUGCUACGUCAUGUACCUCACCUUGUCUGCCCUGUCCAGCCGGCCCCCAGAGAAAAUGGUGUACCAGGGGGUGAAUAUGACGGUAUGUUACCCCAGUGUAGGUCAGGAUGGCAUCCAGAAGGAAACCAACGCGGUGGCCAUUAUAGGAGCUGCCAUCAUGUACUGCUGUGUGCUCUUCGCAUGUAACGAAGCAUCCUACCUAGCAGAGGUAUUUGGCCCUUUCUGGAUGAUCAAAGUUUACCGCUAUGAGUUCCAGAAAGCCACAUGCUGCUUCUGCUGCCCUGACGAAGAGGAAGAGGUGGAGUUUGUGAUUGACGAAGAUAUCAAGGGCUGCCAGAAGGUGAUUCACAACGAGAGCCAGAGAGUGGCUUACAGCUACUUCUUCUUCCACUUCGUCUUCUUCCUGGCCUCGCUCUACGUCAUGAUGACCCUAACCAACUGGUUCAGCUAUGAGUCAGCGGUGCUGGAGACCACGUUCACCCACGGCAGCUGGUCCACGUUCUGGGUGAAGAUGUCGUCGUGUUGGGCAUGCGUGGUGCUCUACCUCUGGCUGCUGCUGAGCCCACUCUGCCACUGUGGCUCCGACUCGCACCGCCCGCGACGCUCCCGCAUUAAACGCCGCUCAGCCAACUCCUCCAGCCACGUCAGUGUCAGCGUCUGACCUGUGACCUUUGGGCCAGAGCCUAGCUUCUGGGGGUGGAGAACAGGAUAGGACAGCUGGCAGGGGAAGAUGGACAAUUGCCCCCGCUGUGGUGCCCUGAAGGUGGAGGGUGGUUUUGAUGAUGUCCCCUUGCACCCUCCACCUGUCUCCCAUGUUGAGGUUGGAUGUCAGGGGUCAGAGAUGAGAGGUCAAGGGUCAGAGACUCACUCCAGCUAGAAGGACAGACUAACAGACUAACCAGAGGAUUAAUGAUUGAAUCUGAUGUUCUUCACACAGACCACCUGAACCUCCAAACAUAGGCCAAGGGACUAACCAGACUGUGCUCUGAAACGGAAACAAAAGACCCUAUACAGAAUCACUACAUCCUGCCAUUCAAACUGAUUUCGCAACAUUUCACUAUUGUUUCACUCGGUGAGUGAAGUAUUCAGUCUGGUUUUACUAGGCUAGAACCACUAUGGACUACUAUGCUAAGACUGCCAAAAGGGAACAAAAAGGAUGAGCUCUCGACUCGUGUACGACUGGAGCUGUAGGGAAAUGUUGGCUGACUUUUUACUCUUUUGGAAUCUUUUAUUUCUUAUAGUAAGGACUGUGUAGCAUUUUUUAAAAUUCCAAACAGGGGUAGAUUUGUCAGUAGGAUCAUUAUUUUUCUCAGUGGUCUCAACAACUGAAGGUUUACCUGAAUGAUUUGUCAGUAGGAUCAUUAUUUUUCUCAGUGGUCUCAACAACUGAAGGUUUACCUGAAUGAUUUGUCAGUAGGAUCAUUAUUUUUCUCAGUGGUCUCAACAACUGAAGGUUUACCUGAAUGAUUUGUCAGUAGGAUCAUUCUUUUUCUCAGUGGUCUCAACAACUGAAGGUUUACCUGAAUGUUUCACACCAUUUCGAAGGUUUACAUGAACAUUUUGGACAUUAGUGUGUUCAUACUGUUUGAUUAUGCUCGCUCUGGUGUGGAGUUAAUGUGAAUGAUAAAAUAAAAUAAAACAUUACUUAACACUUUCGCCAACAGGUAUAAUGCUAUAUUACUUACAAUAAGGCAUAUAAUGUUUUAUUUUGGCAGAGCAAAUUUCCAAUGGACCUAAUAGCUUAUAUAGUCAGGAUCAUUAUGAGUUGAUUACAACACAUUAUAAGGGGUUCAUAUAUGCUUAUGACAAGUCUUUCAAUACAUUAUAUCUGUCGGCUUUAAGUAAAGUGUUACCAAAUAUUCUUAUACCAAUUAUUUAUUUCGCAAUGCCUUUUUAACAUUGUGGGAGUGGUUUAUCCAUUUCUAAAUUGGUUUUUGAAAGGAAAAUGUGGUAAAAUUGUUUUGGCAGUUAAGUUUUACAAGAAACCCUAGCUACAUGACCCUCACAUGUUUGGUUUGAAGGGGCUCUCUGUGAUCUGGGGUGUAUUUGCUAGGAACAGAAUGGAAACAAAUGUGCCGAAACGGGAAGAGACCUACCUGGAAUUUUCCAAUAUGAAAUGCUUGUUUUUGUAUUCACGUUUCAAAAUGCUUCACUACGGAGUGCACUAAUGAAUGCACCCGUGUUUUAGCGAACCAUUGAGGAUCGAGAGCCAAGUUUCUGUGAAGACUUCUCCACAGUUAAUUACCAAUAAUUUGACUCUGUAAAACCUUUGUGUAUGACACUACAUUUAGAUCCUUUUUUUUUAGCUCAUUUCAUGUUACUAUGAUAGCAGAUGUGUGAAGUUAUUUUUGUAAAUACAUUUUGUAAUGAAACACAGCUUCUGUUGAUUAAAGUGUGAUUUUUCUGUAAGCGAACAACCCCUAAAAUCACAUGGAUUUUGGUAAGCGUUAUGGCGAGUGGUUCUCUAAUCACAUGACAUGACUGGGAAAAAAACUAUGGCCCAGAUUAACUAAGAGGGGCACAUUUUGAAUUGUGUGAACUAACUAGAUAGUCAUUUUUAAUGAAGAAAAAUUGUGGCACUUGCUUUAACUCUUUAAGACUAUUUUUGUGGUAGUGGAAGAAGUUUAAAACGUUUUACUUAAGCUAAGCAGUUAAAUAUAGUCAAAGUUAAAUGUAGUAAAAUAAUUGAUCGGAUUACUUUGAUAGACUACCAGAUCAACCUUAUUACUUUGGAUUGUAGGGCAGUUAAAAUCACACAUUUCAUCAGAAAUAACGACACUCUGACUACUACACUUUUAGACACUCUCCUACUAGAAAAUCACAGUAUAUGCAAACUGUAAUAAAAGACAGAAGACAAUGAGGCAUUGUUGAAGUCCUCUCUGGGCUGGAGGGGUAUCAGUGGGAAGAGGGAAGAGGUACCCAUUGGCCGGAAAGGCGGAACCCUUUCCCUGGGAGGACAUCAUCCACUAGUUAACAGAGCAUAGCAUACACAGGGCCCUAUAAAAGCAUUCCAUUUUUGGGCCUGAUCCCGAUUAGUUGUUUCCCAAAUUCCAUUUUCUCCCUUUUGUAUUUUUCAGGUUUUCGCUCUCAGAAAUCACACCUUUUUUUUUUACAGAGUUCUACAGAGUUCCAAGGCCACAAUGCUUGAACCACAUCAGGGCACCACUUUUGAGGUCUGUGAAAAAUUGAAUAAAUUUAGAUUUUUGGGUGUAGUUACCCUUUAAUGCAACUGUGCACCAGCAAGAGACUGUUGUUUGGUUAGUGAUGUUUCUGUGGCGCUCAUAUGAUUGCAGAAUUUGCAAAACAAAUGGCCACUGGAUUGAUGCAAAUAAUCAUAUCAUUCUGCCAGGUAGGUAUAGGCAACUUUGUAGUUUACAUUUAAUUGAGAAGGUUUUGGGAAAAGCCUUUCUAUCUCUACCAGGUGGAGGUUAUCAUUACCAUCAUUGCACGCGCACACACACACGCGCACACACACACGCACGCACACACACAC